AUGGGCGGUGCAUCUGACGAGUUUCCGCUGCUGUCCGCCCUGGGCCUCUACGCUGCGGACAUUCGUGGAGAUGGCAAUUGUCUGUUCAACGCCCUUUCCGAUCAAAUCUACGGUCACCAAGAUGAGCAUGCCAAUAUUCGAGCCCGGGUCAUCACCCAUAUGCGUGAACAGGCCGACUAUUACAAACAAUUCAUCGACGUGCACCCCGGUGGUGGCAUCCGCCGCAAUCCGAAACGGAAAAAUGCUGGGGCCUAUUCGAUGCCAUCCACGAACACCGCACCACCCUCCUCGUCGGAAAUCGACCGCGUCUUCGAAAGCCAUCUGCAGAGUAUGGCUCGAGGCGGGACCUGGGGCGACAACAUGGAGAUCACAGCCUUCGCGGCCGCCUUCGCAUACGACGUCAAGAUCUAUCAGAGGGAUUUUGCAUUCAUCGUAUCACCAAACCCGUCGCACGAGACUCCAUCGGAACAGCCGCGGGAUCCAACGAGUGCUCGACCAACAGCACACAUCGCCUAUCAUGCUUGGGAACACUAUUCCUCCAUACGUAACCUCGACGGACCCCAUGCCGGUCCGCCCAACGUAUUAGUGCGGGUCUUGACACCUCAGGAAGAGCAGGCACAGAAGGAUCAACUAGCACGUACGCCACAGGUCCUACCUUGGCAGAUCGAUGUGGUGGAGAAAUCGUUGCCGUUCCUAGCGGACAAACCGACCAUCAAAAGAGCAUUGGAGGCUAGCCGGGGAGAUAUAAAUGCAGCCGUGUCCCGUCUGCUCGAUGCGGACGAAGAGAACGCGAAUAGCAGCAUUGGAUCGUCGUCCUAUCAAGAAAGUUCGAGCGUCGAGCGGGAUCAGGACAGUGAGGAUGAUGUGCACGCUGGACCCAAGAAGCGGCAAGACAGGAGGCGAAGCUCCCGAGGAGGGUUGCAAGGCAGGACCGCCAAACGAGCAGACGCUAAAGGUGCACAUGCUCUAUCGAAUAUUGCAAGUUUCACGGAGAUGGAGGCCAGCAGCCAGGAGAGUCUGGCAGGCGUUCCGCAAAGCAGUGCGGGCUGGGAUUCUGAAACAUCGUCAAGUCGUCAGGAUGCCCAAUCACGGACAAGUUGCGCCAGCACACAGCCGUCGUCAGUCGAAGAAAACUUCACAGAGGAAGCCCG
This is a messenger RNA of Dissoconium aciculare CBS 342.82, 1151 nucleotides long. RefSeq names its product cysteine proteinase. Gene Ontology annotation, biological process: protein deubiquitination. NCBI's taxonomy places the organism in Eukaryota, Fungi, Ascomycota, Dothideomycetes, Mycosphaerellales, Dissoconiaceae. The record is from RefSeq and is a predicted model, not a curated record. Gene Ontology annotation, molecular function: cysteine-type deubiquitinase activity. The transcript has 2 exons. The annotation marks the transcript as partial.